Messenger RNA from Oryza sativa Japonica Group (Japanese rice), 1713 nucleotides. Its product is annotated as putative F-box protein At5g52610. Gene Ontology annotation, molecular function: protein binding. The record is from RefSeq and is a predicted model, not a curated record. Lineage: Eukaryota; Viridiplantae; Streptophyta; Magnoliopsida; Poales; Poaceae.
UUAGGUCUAACCUAACUGUGCCCAUCUCGCCGGCGCCGCCUCCAUUCUUCUCAUCCUCUCCACUGCGGCGCGGCGGCGCGGCCUCUUAGCGCCAUUUCCUCCUCCACUUGGAAGCAGCAGAAGCGGAAGCCCGUCGCCCGCCUGGCUCGAGCUCAAGGCCAUGGAGUAUUAUGAUCAGUCACUUGCUCUGACGAUUCGGAGGGAGGAUGAAUAGCGGAUCACAAAACGAGAUGAUUGAUUCAUUUUCAGAGCGGCAAGGAGCCAAGGAUGCAGCAGCACUAGGGUCCUAGUCCAAAUUGUCAGCUGGGGGAUCAAUGGCAAUGGCGGAGACGGUGAGGCUGCCCGAACAGCAGCGUCGCAGGCCUCUCACCAUUGCCAGCCUCCCUGAAGAAAUUAUGUCGGAGAUUCUGCUCCUGCUGCCGCCAAAAUCCAUCCUCCAGUGCCGUGCCGUCUGCAAGGCCUGGCGGGACGUCACCUCCGACCGCGCCUUCCUCCUCACCCACCACCGCCGCCAGCCUCCACAGCGCCUCCUCACCUUCAUCCGCGACGUGGGCAGUCACCACGAUGACCUGGAUAUCCUGGACUACUGUGUUGAAGCCGUUGACUUCCGCACACACCAGUUCCAGUCUCUGGCCCGGUUCACUGGCCAAGAUUACGACUGCUCACUCGAAGACAGCCCAUUCACCGUCCACGCUUCUUGCGAUGGUCUCCUGCUCAUGUCCUACAACAACUAUUUGCAUCUCUGCAACCCCACUACACGUCAAUGGCUUUGGGUCUCCCCCCCGGCGCUUCAACAUGACAAGGUCGUGGGGCUCUAUGCACAUGGACAUCCUUCCGAAUACCGAGUAUUGUACUAUCGAGAAUUUGGUUUGGGACGUACAUUCUACAUCACCACUGUUGGCUCCAGGAAGGAGAGGCGCAUUUGGCCACAUUCAUCAUCAGAAUCCCUGAGAAAGUGGUUGACAAAAGGGACAGAGGAUACUGAAUUCAACAAGCCUUUCCUGUUUCAUGGAAACCUGCACUGGUUGCCACAGUCAGGUCGACAAAACAAGAUAGUGGUGUUCGAUACACUGGAUGAGGCGUUUCGGUGGUUGCAUGUACCUUUCAAGAUGCACAAUGUGUCCUCAUUACUCGAGAUUGAGGGUAGCCUUGCCAUGUCAAACAGCCAUAUUGGAUCAUCAAAGGUGGAUCUUUGGCUUCUGCAAGAUUAUAAGCAUAUGGUAUGGGUCCACAAGUAUCGAAUUGAAUUGCCAGUGAUAGAGAUUCGCCGUUUAGUAGAAGAUGAUGUUUGGUUUCUUCAUAUUGUUUCCCAAGAGGGUGAUGUCUUGGUUGAUGGAUCUUAUUGGCAGUUUCACUACGACAUGAAGGGUAAUUUGCUGGAGAAAUUUCAAUGUAGUGGCCGCAUGCUGAACAUUACUCCACAUAUUCUCCAAGAAAGUCUCGUUCCACACGAAGUGUUCCAAAUUCUAGAUAAUGAAAGUAGACAUGCACCACAUUUCUUCAGGGGGUUGUAGAGCAUACUUUCUGUACUGUGAGGCUAUUUCACACUUUUGGGCGUCUAUUCAUUGGAUACUGCAAUUUUAGCGAUGGAACUUAAUUUUGUAGUGAAUGGUCAAUGAUCUGUUGUUGCAAAGGGCAGCAUUCACUCUGAUCAGUAUUUCUGUACCUCCACAUGUUCAUCUUUAACAUCGAGGGUAUCAUUUCAGUACUGUA